Molecule: messenger RNA, 1665 nt
Organism: Torulaspora globosa
Lineage: Eukaryota; Fungi; Ascomycota; Saccharomycetes; Saccharomycetales; Saccharomycetaceae
Gene: GYP8
Product: GTPase-activating protein GYP8
Exons: 1
Coding region: 1-1665 (554 amino acids)
Biological process (GO): positive regulation of GTPase activity; endoplasmic reticulum to Golgi vesicle-mediated transport
Cellular component (GO): endoplasmic reticulum membrane
Molecular function (GO): GTPase activator activity
Source: RefSeq, a predicted model, not a curated record
AUGAAUCUAGACGGUUAUAGCCCCCCAGCGGGCCAAUCGCUUUCAUCUAGCGAUGAGUCCCUAUCGUUGAAUUGUGAUCUUCUUACGGAAUCGUUAUUUGAUGAGCAGUCUUUGGUGAAUUUCUUCAACGAGCAGCAGCAGCGGGACUUCAAGACCAGGGUCAUCCGGGAAGCGUUGGCUGAUCACAAUGUGGAUGCACUCUCGGUUCUCGGGAUGAGCAACUUCGGUUUCGUUAACACAGCAUUGAGGAAGGAGAGCUGGCUCGCUCUCCUAACGUCUCAGCUGCGACUAGAUAGUGGGGAUGCAGAUGGAGCGGCCAGUGAUGUCAGCAGGGAACAUGUCGAUGAGAAUCAGGUGCAGCUGGACGUCAGGAGGUCGUUCCCGGAGGUGAAAGACCAGCAAAGGAAAGCAUUGCUGAGAAAGGUGCUGGAAUCGACCAUUAUAAGGUUGCUGAGAAAGCACCGGAAGCUAAGAUACUACCAAGGAUACCAUGAUGUCGUUUCGGUGUUUGUAACGGUCUACAUAGAAGGGUAUGGGUAUCAUGGGACUGGUCAGAAUGACGAUAAUCUCACAAUGAGUGAUCUGACCAGCAGAGGGGAGGAGAGCCAUUCGGCUCCGAACCUGGAGGAAGUGUCGAACAGUGGCAGUUCGGCUUCCACUGAGCUUUACGAGGGCGAAAUUAGUGCUAAGGACUAUCUCCUGGAGGACAAGCUAUUCAAAUGCGUGGAAUCUUUUACCUUGUUGUACCUACGUGACUUUAUGAUGGAUUCUCUGGACUUCCCCAUCGAUCAGUUGAAGAUCAUCCCACAGAUGAUAAAAUCUCACGACAAACGCCUAUUCAAACAGUUGCAUCUAGACAAAGUUGAACCAUUCUUUGCUAUUUCAUCUAUUUUGACCAUCUUCUCGCAUGAAUUGAAGCCGUCUUCCGAUCGGUCCGAUUCUCAAAUCUACCAAAUAUUUGACCACAUCAUCGCUUCACAAUCCAUGCUGGUUCCAUUGACCAUGUACUCAACGUUGAUCAUGGAAAGCAAGGACACAGUGCUGAAAGAAUACGCAGCCAAUGCCACUAACUUUGAAAACACUGUUGACCUUGUUCAUGGAGUGAUGCAGAACGUUUUGGUCUCCGCUUCUUACGAUGAAAGGGUGUGGAGGAAAAUCCUUUAUAUGAUACGAUCCAGGCCUGUCAAGGAUAACCCCACCAAGUAUAAGAAGACGGUUAAUCAAUGCAGUGUUUUAACGACAACCGCUUCAGGACAGAAGAGGAAUACCAGCUACGAGUUGAAAUAUGUCACAGAUCUGCUCGAUCGAGAGAUUGAACAAAACAGUAAAAGGAAAGCCCUCCAGCUCCGGAGAAAGUUACGCCCUCAAGAGACAAAGCCUUUCCUAAGAUUAGUAUGGUAUGCGCAUAAUCAUGCGAUACCAUUUGUAUGCCGACUCUCACUUCUUAUCGGUGUGAUAGCACUACUGAUUAAACUUUACCGUGAUGGUAGCACAAGGAGUUGGAUACCAACAGCAAAAUACUAUGCUCGGAAAUUUCAGCAUUCCUAUAUUGCAGGUCUUUACCAGGGAUCUAAAAUUAUUUGGCUAGACCCACUGCACGAACUUCUCAAGAACUCCUUUGUCUCGAAAGCAUCACAAUUUACCUCGUCUUCCGCUCGCCACUGA